AUGCACAGAACUUACUCUUUAAGAUCUCAAAGGGCCCCCACCGCCGCCCAAUUGCAGAGCCCUCCUCCUCCUCCAUCCUCCACCAAGUCCAGAUUCUUCGGCAAGGGCUCGAUCUCCCACUCGUUCCGUAAGAACGCUGCCGGUGCUUUGGGCCCCGAAUUGUCGAGAAAGUUGGCACAAUUGAUCAAGAUGGAAAAGAACUUGAUGCGUUCCAUCGAAAUCACCGCCAGCGAGCGUAAGGAGGUCGCCAAGCAGUUGUCGCUCUGGGGUGAGGCCAACGACGACGACAUCUCCGACAUCACCGACAAGUUGGGUGUCUUGAUCUACGAAAUCGGUGAGUUGGAAGACCAAUUCAUCGACAGAUACGACCAGUACAGAAUCACCGUCAAGUCCAUCCGUGACAUCGAGGGUUCUGUCCAGCCAUCGCGUGACAGAAAGCAAAAGAUCACCGAUCAAAUUGCCUACUUGAAGUACAAGGACCCACAAUCGCCAAAGAUCAACGUCUUGGAACAAGAGUUGGUCCGUGCCGAAGCCGAGUCUUUGGUUGCUGAGGCCCAGUUGUCCAACAUCACCAGAGAAAAGUUGAAGACCGCGUUCAACUACCAAUUCGACUCGAUCAGAGAGCACUCGGAAAAGAUCGCCUUGAUUGCUGGUUACGGUAAGGCUUUGUUGGAAUUGUUGGACGAGUCCCCAGUCACUCCUGGUGAAACCAGACCUGCCUACGACGGCUACGAGGCCUCCAAGCAAAUCAUCAUUGACGCCGAAAACGCCUUGGCUGCCUGGACCUUCGACUCUGCUGUGGUCAGACCAACCCUCUCGUUGGCUGCCCACGACGAUGAGUACGACAUCGACGAGUUGGCUGACGAAGCCGAGAACUUGCAGGUCACUGAACAAGACUGGGAAAACGACAACAAGGUUGCUGCUUAA
This is a messenger RNA of Suhomyces tanzawaensis NRRL Y-17324, 927 nucleotides long. It is a transcript of the gene LSP1, whose product is annotated as lipid-binding protein. Gene Ontology annotation, molecular function: lipid binding. The coding region runs from base 1 to 927 and encodes 308 amino acids. The transcript has a single exon. Gene Ontology annotation, biological process: endocytosis; negative regulation of protein kinase activity; eisosome assembly. Gene Ontology annotation, cellular component: plasma membrane; eisosome filament. The record is from RefSeq and is a predicted model, not a curated record. Lineage: Eukaryota; Fungi; Ascomycota; Pichiomycetes; Serinales; Debaryomycetaceae.